ACAUGCCCUAAUUGGAAUCAGGUCUUGACACGGGAGCCCGGCAGGCAAGCAAGCACAUGCCAUUGUCCUCCUCAUCCACCACGACAGACAGCAACAGAGUCAAGAACAGCAGGCGCCAUGAGCUACAUCAACGGCUACUCGGCCGAGGAGACGGCGAGGCUGGACCACCAGCACGGUGCAUACAAGGCCAUGCUCCACGGCAAGCUCUUUUCGUCGCGCGUGAGGGACGCAGCGGCGCGCGGCGAGGUGAAGCGCGUGCUCGACGUGGGCACCGGCACGGGCAUCUGGUGCUACGACGCCCUGGCGGAGCUCCACGCGCUCAGCGGCAGCCAGGGCCAGGUCAUUGUGGGCACCGACGUCGUGGAGAACGAGCAGUGGAAGGCGCACAGCGGGCCGGGCCGCGUCUUUGUGCAGGCCGACCUCAACGACGAGGCGGGCAUGCUGAAAAUCGCAAAGGAGCACGGGCCAUUCGAUGUCGUCAGUGCGCGCCUCCUCAGCGUGGCCAUCAAGGAGGGCAAGUGGGAGACAUUCAUGCAGACCCUCUCCAAGCUCCUCCGGCCUGGCGGCUUCGUUCAGCUGCUGGAGAUCGAUGCCAUCAACAGCCACAGCUGCCCCACGCAUGCGGGCCAGACGUACCGGGAAGGCGCAGAGGCCCUCAUCGUGCCCCACGCGCUGUACCGCGUGUCGGGCUGCGACCCUCACUGCUCGCCGCGCCUCGCUGAGCGCCUGAGACGAUCUGGCUUCGUCGGCGUCACAAACGAGCUCAUCUACGGCGACUCGCACGACGUUAAUGCAGACGGGAGUCGAACCCUGAACAAGGCCGUCGACGAGUGGAUGCAACGGACAAACGAGCACCUGAAGCCCAUCUUUCUCAAGGUCCGGCAGCUGCCACACUACAAGGCGCUCCUCGACCGCCUCCCUCCCUGGAUCCUGGAGCUGACCGACGGCAGGCCCGAGGCGCUGCUCAAGGACGAGGCCGAGUACGACGACUUUGCGCGGCGCCACGAGAAGCGGUGGCGCGAGGAUCCGGCCUGGCACUGUGCAAUCAACGUUGCCGUGGGCCAGAAGGCAGUCAUUUGAGGCAGCAGGGACCGCCACAUAUAGCAAUGAUCGCUGGACGGGGCACCCUCGUCUCUUUCUUAUUGCUGGUCAUUGUCAGGGCUGUAGGUUGCUCCAGAAUGAAAUAGAGGAUAUCUCUGCGGCCUUUGUAAUGCCCCACAAGCAGGCAUAAGGAG
This is a messenger RNA of Acaromyces ingoldii, 1235 nucleotides long. RefSeq lists its product as hypothetical. Bases 118 to 1080 code for a protein of 320 amino acids. The record is from RefSeq and is a predicted model, not a curated record. Lineage: Eukaryota; Fungi; Basidiomycota; Exobasidiomycetes; Exobasidiales; Cryptobasidiaceae. The transcript is spliced from 2 exons.